AUGUAUGAAGGUCUGGCCUACAGCAUCUCAGGCUAUGGAGCUGCGGGUGGGAAAGGAGGGAAGAACACCAUGGUGCGGUCCCAUGGCGUGUCUGUGCUGGGAAUUUUUGACCUCCAGAAGGAUGAUACUUUGUAUAUCUUGGUGGGACAGCAAGGAGAAGAUGCUUGUCCUAGUACUAAUGAUGUUAUACAGAAAGUCUGCAUUGGAGAGAACAAUGUGAUUGAAGAAGAGAUACGUGUGAACAGAAGCGUCAAUGAAUGGGCAGGAGGAGGUGGAGGCGGGGGAGGUGCAACUUACAUAUUUAAGAUGGAGAAUGGAGAACCAGUCCCCUUGAUAAUUGCAGCAGGAGGUGGUGGCAGGGCCUACAGGGCCAAAACAGACACAUUUCAUCCAGAAAGGCUGGAGAAUGAUUCCUCUAUUCCAGGGCUGAAUGGAAAUUCAGGAGCUGCAGGUGGUGGAGGUGGCUGGAAUGAUAACACUUCCUUCCUGUGGUCAGGAAAAUCCUUGCUGGAAGGUGCUACUGGAGGAAGAUCCUGCCCCCAGGCCAUGAAGAAGUGGGGGUGGGAGACAAGAGGGGGUUUCGGAGGGGGUGGAGGGGGGUGCUCCUCAGGUGGAGGAGGCGGAGGAUAUAUAGGUGGCAAUGCUGCAGUGGACAAUGACCCAGAGAUGGAUGGGGAGGAUGGUGUGUCCUUUAUUAAUCCAAUUGGUACUUUAUACACUCCAGCGCUUAAAGUGACAGAGGGGCAUGGAGAGGUGGAUAUUAGGCUGCAUCUAAACUGCAGUCACUGUGAGAUGGACGAGUGCCGUGUUGAUCUUGAGACUCAAAAAGUCAUUUGCUUUUGUGAGCCAGGCACAGAGUUGGCUGAGGAUGGUGUGUCUUGCAUAGCUGAGCCAGUGGUUCAUCUCCCUCUCUCCUUGGUCUUGUCUGUAGUGACUUCAGCAUUGGUGGCUGCUUUAAUUUUGGCUUUUUCAGGUAUCAUGAUAGUGUAUCGUCGGAAGCACCAGGAGCUACAAGCCAUGCAAAUGGAGUUACAGAGCCCAGAAUAUAAACUGAGCAAGCUGCGUACCUCCACUAUCAUGACAGACUACAAUCCCAACUACUGCUUUGCAGGAAAGACCACAUCCAUUAGUGACCUCAAAGAGGUGCCUCGAAAAAACAUUUCCCUCAUACGGGGUUUGGGCCACGGAGCCUUUGGUGAGGUAUAUGAAGGUCAGGUGGCAGGGAUCCCCAGCGACCCCACUCCCUUGCAGGUGGCUGUGAAAACAUUACCAGAAGUGUGUUCAGAGCAAGAUGAGCUGGACUUCCUCAUGGAAGCUCUCAUUAUUAGCAAGUUCAACCACCAGAAUAUUGUUCGCUGUAUCGGGGUGAGCUUGCAGGCACUGCCCCGUUUCAUCCUGCUAGAGCUCAUGGCUGGAGGUGACCUGAAAUCAUUCCUGAGAGAGACACGGCCUAGACCGAAUCAGCCCUCCUCCCUUUCCAUGCUGGACUUGCUCCAUGUGGCUCGUGACAUUGCUUGUGGGUGUCAAUACCUGGAGGAGAACCACUUCAUUCACAGGGAUAUUGCUGCCAGGAACUGCCUCCUUACCUGUCGAGGGCCUGGGAGAGUGGCUAAAAUUGGAGACUUUGGAAUGGCCCGGGAUAUAUACAGAGCCAGCUACUAUCGGAAGGGUGGGUGCGCAAUGUUGCCUGUCAAAUGGAUGCCGCCUGAGGCUUUCAUGGAAGGGAUAUUUACAUCAAAAACAGACACAUGGUCCUUUGGCAUAUUGCUGUGGGAGAUAUUCUCAUUGGGAUACAUGCCCUACCCUAGCAAAAGUAACCAGGAGGUUCUGGAGUUUGUCACCAAUGGAGGAAGGAUGGAUCCACCUAAAAACUGCCCUGGCCCUGUUUAUCGCAUUAUGACCCAGUGUUGGCAGCACCAGCCUGAAGACCGGCCAAAUUUUGCCAUAAUCCUGGAGAGGAUCGAGUACUGCACUCAGGAUCCAGAUGUCAUCAACACUGCUUUGCCAGUAGAAUAUGGUCCAUCAGUUGAGGAGGAGGAGAAGGUAGCAAUGCGCCCCGACGAUCCAGAAGGAAUUCCUCCUCUCUUGGUCUCCACACACCAAGACAGAAAGGAUGAGAAGCAAACUCUGCCAUCUCCCCUGCCCCUGCCGUCAGCCCUUACUGCUGGGAAACCCCUAGGGAAAGUGGGAGCCUUGCAGCCGCCAGCGCUGGGGAAGGUGCAGUCAGCCUCGGCAGGGGGACACACCAACAUGGCCUAUGCCCAGUCCAAUCCCCCUUCUGAGCUGCACAAAAGCCGGGGCUCCAGAAACAAGCCCACCAACCUCUGGAAUCCAACCUACGGCUCCUGGUUUGCAGAGAAGCAGGCCAGCAAAAACAGUUCUCUGCUGGAGAAGGAGAAGCCCGAGCGGGAGAAUUGGGGACAGGAAGGAAACUGUACUGUGGGGCCCAACAUUGGGACCGGCAGGCUGCCAGGCUCCUCCCUGCUGUUAGAGCCAUCCUCCCUACCAGCCAGUGUUAAAGAAGUGCCUCUCUUUAGGCUCCGCCACUUCCCCUGUGGGAACGUCAACUAUGGAUACCAACAGCAGGGCUUACCCUUGGAAACCUCCACACCACCUUGCGCUAGCAGUUACGAGGACCCCCUCCUUAAAAACAAGAGCCACAUAACGCAGCAGGGGCUGUAA
Molecule: messenger RNA, 2682 nt
Organism: Mesitornis unicolor (brown roatelo)
Lineage: Eukaryota; Metazoa; Chordata; Aves; Mesitornithiformes; Mesitornithidae
Gene: ALK
Product: anaplastic lymphoma receptor tyrosine kinase
Exons: 18
Coding region: 1-2682 (893 amino acids)
Biological process (GO): multicellular organism development; cell surface receptor protein tyrosine kinase signaling pathway; regulation of neuron differentiation
Cellular component (GO): signaling receptor complex; membrane
Molecular function (GO): ATP binding; transmembrane receptor protein tyrosine kinase activity
Source: RefSeq, a predicted model, not a curated record